UGAUGUCACAGUCUCCUCCCCUAUCUCUUCCCUUGGCGCUCUCUUCCGGAAGAUUAGCGCCGCCCUGUGGUGAUGUCACAAUGACCACCCCUCCCACCUUCUGUUAGCUCUCAGUCUUGUCUCCAGGUGAGGGCGUGUGGGGCCCAGAGCAGCUGGAGGUCUGUGCGCUCCUCCCCCAGUGCCCUCCCCUUCAGCCCUUUUGCCCCUCCCCUUCAUUAGGUCCAUCUUACCGCCAUCUUCAAGGCUGACCGAUCCUAAGGGUCCUACUAGUGCCUCAGUGUCUGUGAGGAAGGGACGCUGAUUAAUACCAGUGGCGGAGGUGCUGUUCCUCUCACAGACGCCAGCCCAGUCGUAACUGGACCAAGACCAGCAAGGUGACUCAUGGAGGGGGACGUGCAACGGUUUACUUCCUCCAACCAUGACGCCAGUGUCCCUGCUGGCCUCAGAGCACUGUAUGAGGGGGGAUUGCUUCUUGAUGUCACCCUAGUUAUUGAUGAGCAGCAAUUCCGGGCCCAUAAAGUGCUCCUUGCCACCCAGAGUGACUACUUUAAGAAAAUGUUCACAACUGAGAGCCAGGAGGGAGAGCAGAAGCCCAUUCCUUUGCAUGAUCUGACUGCUACAGCCUUCAACCAUAUCCUAAAAUUCAUGUAUUUUGGAUACAUAGAAUUGAGCAUGAAUACAGUUUAUGAAAUCCUGAAGGGUGCCAUCAAUAUUAAACUUAAAGAAGUGGUGAAUUUCUGCUGCUCUUUUCUCCUAUCCAAAAUCUCCUUAGAAAAUUCUGGAGAAAUUCUGAAAUUCUUAGAUGAAUUUGGUAUAAACAUGGAGGGAGCCCGAGAGAAGUUGUUUUCAUGAACUUUCAUGCACUUUCAACCAUUUCUGUUAACUUUAAAAAGUCUCUUUUCCUAGAAGAUUUUUUUAAACUAUGUCCCGUGUCUCACCUGUGAUUGGCUUUUUCUCCACAUGAUACAAAAAUUGUUUCAAAAUUGCUCAAAUUAAAUUGAC
This is a messenger RNA of Sarcophilus harrisii (Tasmanian devil), 1002 nucleotides long. Its product is annotated as kelch-like protein 15. Gene Ontology annotation, molecular function: protein binding. Gene Ontology annotation, cellular component: nucleus. Bases 382 to 852 code for a protein of 156 amino acids. The record is from RefSeq and is a predicted model, not a curated record. The transcript has 2 exons. NCBI's taxonomy places the organism in Eukaryota, Metazoa, Chordata, Mammalia, Dasyuromorphia, Dasyuridae. Gene Ontology annotation, biological process: nuclear protein quality control by the ubiquitin-proteasome system.